Messenger RNA from Phymastichus coffea, 7081 nucleotides. It is a transcript of the gene Gapvd1, whose product is annotated as receptor-mediated endocytosis protein 6 homolog. The transcript is spliced from 17 exons. Gene Ontology annotation, cellular component: endocytic vesicle; cytosol. Gene Ontology annotation, biological process: regulation of GTPase activity; vesicle-mediated transport. Bases 753 to 5444 code for a protein of 1563 amino acids. Lineage: Eukaryota; Metazoa; Arthropoda; Insecta; Hymenoptera; Eulophidae. Gene Ontology annotation, molecular function: small GTPase binding; guanyl-nucleotide exchange factor activity. The record is from RefSeq and is a predicted model, not a curated record.
CGUACACGCGACAAUCUUCCAAUUCAUCUCCUUUCGGAGGUGUUGCUUUGCUGUCUCUCACGCGUAUAUCCCCACUAAGUGGCUAUAAGCCACCGCAAUAUAGUUUUGACAAUUCGACAUGUUGUAAGCCAGUUGUACACCAGUGGCGAAGUGCUAUAAAGUCCUGGACGACAGCCUCUAUAAGGACGCACGAUUGCGCAAAUCCUGGGCAGGGAGGACACCAGCUGACUUAAUUUUCUAUCAUGCGCUAUCACUAAUAUUUCUGGAAAAACCCAAGCGAAUGACGAUAAACAUUCGACAAAUAUUUUACUGUUUGUGAAGUUAUUACUGAACAGUAAGGCACGCCACUGCAGUUUUAUACAAGCCAUUUGAUAUUUAACACCUGUGUGCAUUUUUUUCUACUUAUAUCUGACAAGGAGACUGAGAUUCAACUUGAUCUUAGUUCAAAGUGUAAGAGUCAUCGUAGAUAAGCAUUAAGAUUGUUCUUACCUCGUUCAUACACAAUAGUCAUGAGCUGAUUAUCAAUCAAAGAGAUUUUAUUCAGUGUACCACCAAAAAAUAUGCUUUUGUCAAUCAAGAUGAUAAUGCACUACUAUUUUCACUAUUCCAUUUUUGAAUCCAAUAUACAAUAGCACUGUUAGAAGCAACUUCCAGAUUUUUCGUCUUAUCUCUUAGAAUUUUGGUUAUGGGUAGAGAAUAAAAACAUUACAUUCAGCAAUCAGAUGCAAAUCAUAUAAGAUAUAUACAAUACAAUGUCUUCUGUAAACAGUGUUGAAUCUUUGGGAACAUUACAGUGGGAUAUGAUUGAAUUAGCUGGCCAUCUUCGCCAAGAAAGAUUAUUUGUGAAUUCAGAACAAUUAAAUUUGCAAUCUUUGAAUGAAAAAGUACUUCACUUAUCAUCAGAAUUAUCACAACAAGCAUGGAUUACCGCUCAACAAAGAGUGAAUUUAAACAGAUUGAUAGUGGCCAGGCCAGACUGUACUCCAGCUUCUUGCUGUCAAAGAGCAAAUACUUUAGAAAAUUCUAGAUUUACUGAUGCAUUUAAGCAAUUACGUUACCAAUCUUGCAUAGCAUAUGGAGAAUUCCUGUCUACUCUUAGAUCAUUACCAAAACUUCUUGCUUCAUGUUUAGUCGAAGGGGACAAAAUUGUGCCAGAGAUGAUGCAAAAUGUUGUACAGUCAUUGGCAAGUGGAUUGUAUGGUAGUUGUUUGUUAUCAGAGGAUAAAAUUUUAGUAUUAAAACUAUUAAGACAUUUAAUGUUUCUACAAGUUGUUCCGUCAGACAAUCCUAGAAGAUUAUUAAGGCAUGGUACCUGUGCUUUCUCAAGAUUUUAUUCUGUAUUUCAUGAAAGUCUUUUUUCUGCCAAGUUAUUCUUAACUGCUGCUUUGAAUGGUCCAAUAAUGCAAUUACUUAUGGAAGACGAAAUGUUUCUUGAUAUUGAUCCAGAUAAAGCACCAAUAAGAUUCCCUCCCAGCGAAAGAUUGAAAAAAUUUGGUAAAGAAGGUACUGCAGAGUAUCAAACGAAAUUACAACGGUAUAGGCAGUGGACAGUGAGUUCAUUAGUGCGCAUAACUCAAAGAUUUAUCAUCAGCAUCCGCGAGAAUAUGCACUGCUUUCCGACGUGCGUUUGCUGGUUGGUACGCCAAAUGGCUGGAUUGCUUAACAAAAACGGCAAUGUCGAUCCUAAAGAAAUUCAUGCUAUGUGCACUGACCUUGUGUUCACUUACUUCAUCUGUCCCGCAAUUGUUAAUCCAGAACCCUAUGGGAUCACUGACGCCCCUAUCAGUUACGUUGCCCGAUUUAAUUUGAUACAAGUUGGUCAGAUUCUGCAGAUGCUUUCGUUAAUCAAAUAUCAAAGCCCGGAUCCUAAGACAAUGGAUCUUUAUCGUAAAUUCGAGAAAGACUCAGUAUCAUCCAUGUUGGAUGUAAUAUUAGACGGCGCGAUGGACGAUUUGGAGGAAGAACCAAGCAUAAUUGACGCAAACAAGUUGCAAGGUCUGUCGAGAUCAGCAGCUCUGUUCACGGAAAGCGAGCUUAACAAUUUGGUCACGUUCCUACAGUCUGUCAACAGUGUAGCUGCUGCUAACUUAACCUCCAGGGAAGAAGUUGGUAGCAGUAAUGACGUUAUGCCUCCAGUAGAGGUAGCCUUUGAUUAUAAGCAACUUGGCGAAAUGCUACAGCAAUUGCCUUCAAGUGUUUUUAACGCUAGCAAAACAACGAAUAACGUUUCGCCUGAAACACCCAACAAGCGGAGUGGUUUACUUGGCAAAGUUAAUCGAGGACGAGGAAUCAGGGUCCACGGAAACAAUUCCGUAUCUGAUGCGGGUGAUGACGUAAAUGGAGCCUCAGGGCCGGAAGACGAUAUGUCUGAUAAAACUCCGCUGGAAGUUCUGAUAAUACCUUUUGAGCAUGGCACCGGGGAAUCUGUUGGACUAUUAAGCGAACAAAAAGUUUUAUGCAUGCACAAUAACAUCAGUAAUCGAUCAAUGACAAUAAAUUUUACUGAAAGAUUGAGCAAUGAUCAUAACCGUAGCCGAGAGACUAACGGUGAUAGAAUAGAGACUCAAGAAAAACGAACUCGCUUUUCUUUAUCUCAUGAUGAAGGAAAUUUAUUUUUAGUACUCUUUGAAGGAUCAAUCGGCAAUACGUCAGAUAAUUUGGAAGCCGUGUCCGAAGCAGCAUCAAAUCACAGUGUAGCAUCAUCGUUAGAAAUGGAAAAUGAAGAUCAAAAUGAUAAUCUCUCAGACAUGAUCUCUGCAAAUGUUUCUGGUCGAGGAACACCAAAUAUUUCAGGUCGAGAUACUCCGUCGUCACAGAUAACCGAAGGUGACGAAGGUAGAAAUGGCGUGGACAAUCGACAGCUUGAUCUUACACCGCCAACGAUCUCCAAUAAACAACAACAGAGUCGAUCCGAGAUCGAUGAUAAAUUUUGCAAGUUCGAAAUCAAAAAGCUUAUGGAGGGUGAUGAAACGAUAUCUUUAGUUUCGGACACAUGGUCAACGGACGUUUUGGCAUCUGACAGUGAAUUCGUGGAACAACAAGAACGUUUUUUAGUCUUACCACCCGUGGAACAGCCACCACCACUUAUCUCAGAGCCUCCACAGACAAAUCAUGAUGUUAGCGAAACGGCUUCGGAAGCUUGGAGUACUGACGUAUUGGCAAGUGAUUCUGAGAGAAUGACUGAGGUUGAUACAGAUGACACUGCAAGUGUUGCAAGAUCUGACGACACGGCGAGAUCAGAAAUCGAAAGUCGCGGAGAACCAGAAGGUGGAGAGGAUACACCACCACCAGUUAAUCAAAUAUCAGAAAACUCAACGCAAUUUUUCCAGCCACGUGACGAUGCCUUACCACGUUCAAUAGUAACAGUACCGUCCUCGCCAACAACGCCACUUUCUCCAUCGAAUGUAAUUGGUUGCGGUGGGGCCAAAUCAGAUUACACACGUAGCACAGUGGAGUAUGUGGACAAUAAUGCCAACAGUAUUAGCAAUGCCUCGUUUGUGAAGUCGACAGUCGAAGACGGAUUAGUCCAUUUGAUUAAUAAUCUGCAGAUUGGGAUGAAAACCGCUGGAAACAGACCAGAUUCUGAUGUAGCCAAUGCUGAUACAGAUGGGUCAGCUUUGCUGUUAGCUAGUCAUAUGAAUGCGCCAGCCUUGAUGCUAGCUAAUCUUAUGAAUGAACCAACUGUGACUAGUCAGAAGCUACCUAAUGGCGAUGUCAAAACAGGACUUGGAGAAUUAACGAGCAACGGUGAUAUAGUAGUACGUCUCAGUACCGCUUCUCUUACCUCGAGCAGCAGUUCAGGUUCAGAGCCUCGAAUAGUCAAAACCACCAAUCAAUCUUCCGAGAUAAACUCCCAAUUGACAAAUAACAGAACAAGCAAUUGUAAUAGCUCUAACGAUGUAGCAGACAGUGCGAUCAGUAGUCCGAAACCUUCGAGCUCCACGGGUGCUAUACCCAAGAGCAUCAGUUUCGAUAUGACUGCUGAACGCGGUGACAAAGAGAUGCUUGAUGAUGAUCAAAAGGGCAAACGUGGUUUUUUCGGUAAAUUGAAAUUAUCGUUGAGAAACCGUAGAGGAAAAUCUAUUAGACAUCCUGAGUACGAGAGAGGACUUUCGGAUGCUGGCAACGAUGUGAGUACUGGAGAAGGAAGGCACAGGCUGAGGAGAAUUAUGUCCGAGGAUGUUACUUCUACUUGUAGUACAAAUAGUGAUACUACGGAUGAUAUAUUAGCAAAGUACCGAAGGAAACCGAGUGCCAACAGCGAUACAGCAUCAGUCGAGAGUACACAAUCGCGAACUAAAGAAGUGGAGGAUGAGAGGCUUUUUAUCGAUCCCAACAAUGUCGAGAUGUCUUUUGCCUUCGCCGAUGCCAAGAGGAAACUGCGAAUGGUUUUAAGUACCGCGGAUCUACAGCACGUUCCAUGGACAAACGUCUCCGAGAUGAUGUUUUCCGCGCAGCGAAAUUCAUGGAUACAGAAGGAAAAUGAAUUAGUAGCUUUCUUACAACUUCAAUUGGCUGAGGCAAUAAAUCUACAAGAUCGAGCGUUGAUCGCUCACCUACAUGAGACUCUACGCUGCGUUAGAUUAUUCAACGAAGAUGGUUGUAGAAAACUAUUCAAGUCUCUUGGUGAAGAUUAUCAAAAACGUUCACCUUAUAUCGCCUACUUGAUUAGGUGUCGACAGGGUUUGCUGUCUACUAUCGCACAUCUGGAAAGACUAGGAGAACGAGUAAAGUGUGAUCGCGAAGCUGUGAAUAGUCAUUUAGUGUUGGUGUGCGUUAGAGUGUUUUUAGAGAAGCGAGAAAUGCAUCUUCAGAGGUUCAUCGAGGAAUUCAAAAAAUUGACUGUGGCAGACGAGAAACAAGAUCUAGUGAACAACUUCUUGAACAGAUUGCACACGGAAAUGGAAAAUGAUCCGAUCUGGCAAGUUGCAAGUAACAACCAAAUAGAUCUGGCAAGAACAAUAGUGGAACGAACGUUGAUGGCGACAGUCUAUCAAAAUGCAAUGUAUCCAAACGGCGACGGUGAUCUUCAUAGAGACCACGUAUUCUACGAGCACAUUCGCAAGCUUGCUAAAAUCGUCACUCCAAACCACAAAGAUUUGCGCAUCCCAAAGAUCUAUCAUUACGAGUGUCCUUGGCCGUGGGCGCAAGCGGAAUUGACAGUAAUUUCCGCUUAUAAGACGCCUCGCGAUAAGUUGCAGUGUGUUUUCCGUUGUGCUACUACCAUCAUGAAUUUAUUAUCGAUGGCUUCCGAACGUGGAAUUCCUGCUGCUGAUGAUCUUAUUCCUGUGCUCGUUUAUGUCAUCAUCAAGACUAAUCCACCGGCGCUUUUGUCCACUAUACAAUACGUCAACAGCUUCUACGGAAACAGACUCGAAGGCGAGGAGCAGUAUUGGUGGACACAAUUUUGCUCAGCGAUCGAGUUCAUCAAGACCAUGGAAUAAUAAUAUUUUUCAUAUGCAUAAUUAUGUUUAUAUACAUAAUUAUAAUUAACAUUACCAAUUAUUACCAUAGCUAUUUUGUGAAAAAGGUCGAAGCACUUGUAUUGAUGCAAAGUAUGAUGAUCAUAUUGGAAGGGAGUAUUAUAUUAUAUUAUAUAUAUAUAUAUAUAUAUAUGGAUAAGCCCCUAUUGUUCCCUCAGGCGCACCCAUAUUUGCCCCUUUUGCCAUUUUUUGCUCCUCCUGUUGCCCCUUUUUUUUAAUUAUGUAAUAAAAGUUUAAUGCAUUCAUUACUGAUAGUAUAAGCGGGAUCAAGUAGGUUGGAUAGCACCACCAAUCUGCUAUACAGCAGUCACGUAUCAUCGACGCCGUUCAGGGAUGGUCUUAACAUACUGUACUGAUGUUAAGACGUUAUAAUAAAUCUAAUACCAUUCAAUUUAGAGUGAUAGUACUACUACUACAAAGGUAUCCUAAUUUCCCGAUUAGUAAUUUUUAUACGAUAAUUGUUCGGAAUUGAUGGUUGUUUCAAAAAUAUAUUGAUAUAAUUGUAUAAUAAUGGGAAUAUGUUUAGAAAUUUUAAUAUUAGUUUAUUGAGUAUUAUCGAAAUAUAUUUUUCAAAAGUAUUGAGAUCAAAACAGUUCUCUUAUACCAGUGCUACUAAAAGUGAUAAAUAGUAAAUAGUAAACCGUGAAUUACUAAAACACCAGAUUUUGAAUAUAUAGACAUAGUGCAAUGUUAAUUUUUAAAUUCAUUUUUUACGACAACCGUUUUUUGAGAUUCCAACGCCCUCAUAUGCAAAUUUUUUACAAACAAUUCGUUUGAAUACUUCAUUCUUAUUAGUUAAUUUUCAUAAAAGAUAAAAGCUCAUAUUUAGUAGUUUGUGCGGUGUCUUAUUAAUACUUUGAAACUUAAAAUAAUAAAUAAAAGCAUAUUCAGAUCCAUUACUAACCAAUAUAUAAUAUAAUAUAAAAUUAGUGUUGGUCAGUUUUUGUAAUGCUUAUUUGUCAAACGGGGGGUUCGCGCGCUAAGCGCGCGGGGGGCAGAGCCCCCUAUUAUAUGUGUGUGUAUGUAUACACACACACGUACAUAUAUACAUAUACAUAUAUAUAAUAUGAAAAAUUGUUUUUAAUACGUUUUAAAAGAUAUAUACAAAAUUUUGUAAUUUAAAAAUUAUUUACAGAGAAGAAGAAAAAAUGUGUUGUUUUUAUUUUAUUUGUUUUCUUUGUUUAAUGAUUCUAUAAUAAUAUAAUGUUCAAAGUAAAUAAAGAAUUAUUAAAGUAAAAAUUAAGUUAAGAAAAUCAACCAAACAUUCAACGAUUCUAUACGUAUGCGGCGAAAGAAAAUAAAAAUAUGAAUAUUGUAAUUAAAUAGUGAUAUGUAGAAAAGGCAACAGGGAAAGAAUUUAUGUAAUUAAAUUUAAAAAUAAUAGAUAAGUUGCAGUUAAUUUAAUAUCAAUACUAAUGUAAUAAAUAGCUUGUGCAUAGUAUUCCUCACGUUGGACAACUGAGAAGAAAAAUGGAAUUUCUAUUCCACACGAAAAAUAAAUAAAAAAAAGGGUGAUUAUAUUUUCUUGUAUAGCCCUUUAAUGAUCUUACAAUAUUAUAAAAGAAAAAAAUUUUAAGCAAUAAUAAAAUAAGAAACAA